AGAUAAUCCACCGGCUGGAUUGCGCUUUCAUUGCGCCGACCAUUGAUCACUGUGAUCGUAUCAUCUUCGCUCCAGCACACAACCACAUACCUCUCCUCUUUUCUCUUCCUCGAUUAAUUGUUGCCGACCUACAACCCAGAUCUCUCCUCCGCCAAACCCGAAAAUACCGCCAAGAUGUCUAAGGUUAUGAGAAGUGUGAAAAAUGUUACCAAGGGCUACUCAAGCGUCCAGGUCAAAGUGCGCGAAGCAACGAGCAAUGACCCAUGGGGCCCGACCGGAACUCAGAUGAGCGAGAUCGCUCAAUUAACUUACAACUCAUCAACCGAGUUCUAUGACAUUGUCGAUAUGCUCGACAAACGUCUAAACGACAAAGGAAAGAACUGGAGACACGUCUUGAAGGCUUUGAAGGUGUUAGAUUACUGCCUACACGAAGGCUCCGAAUUAGUUGUUACUUGGGCACGCAAGAACAUCUACAUCAUCAAGACCUUGCGCGAAUUCGUCUACAUUGAUGAGGAUGGGCGGGACGUGGGCCAAAAUGUCCGAGUUGCCGCGAAAGAGUUAACAGCUCUGAUUCUGGACGAAGAAAGAUUGCGCGCCGAACGUAGCGACCGGAAGACCUGGAAGUCUCGCGUUACCGGCAUCGAAGAAUUCGGCUCAGAUGGACCAACGGUCCCACAACAGCGACGCCCGCGUCCCAGACGGCACAGCGACGAUGAAGAAGAUGCCGAAUACAGGUUAGCUAUAGAGGCCAGCAAACAACAAGAGGAAGAGGACCGACGGAAACGUGAAAGUCGUCAGGGGAACGAGACCGAUGACGAUCUAGCUAAGGCUAUCAAGCUCAGUAAAGAGGAAGAAGAGCGAAGGAGGCGAGAGUUGGAAGAGACUAAUGCCAGUUCACUCUUCGACGACGACCCUGUGCCGAGCACCGCGCCUCAGCCGACAGGCAUGAAUAUGGGAUAUCAGCAGGGGAGCAAUGUCGACUGGCUUGGAAACCCAAUCGAUCAAAACCAAAUGAUGCAGCCGCAGCCGACUGGGUAUAUGAACAACGCCUACACCGGGUACCCGCAAAAUGGCUAUUCGAACGGUUUUAACAGUGGCUUCAACCCUCAGCCGACGGGCAUGUAUGACCCCUACGCGCAACAGCAGCAAAAUACUCUCCAGCCUCCCCAACAGCAGCAAUUUCAAAUGCAGCCUCAACCUACCGGCUAUAACCCCUACGGCCAACAACCUCAAUUUCAACAGUUCCAACCUCAGCCGACAGCCUCUCCAGAGCCACCUGUCCAGCCUGGCAGCAACAACCCCUGGGCCUCUAAUAACAACCAAUCCCAGUCGGCGCUCAAGCCGAUGCCGACCGGCUCGAACAACCCCUUUGCCACUGGCUUUGGGCGACCCCAGACGGCCAAGGCUCCGCCAAUGCCUACGCUUGGUAGCUUAUCAAGCCUUCCCGAACAGAAGUCGCUUCAGACGUUUACACCUUCACCUCAACCUCAAUCUCAACUACAGCCCCAGCCUUCCUUUAACCAACCCCAGCAGCCUCAAAAGCAACUUAGCGAGCACGAACAGAGACUCAAUGCUCUUCUUGCUAGUGGUGACGGCAUGGACACGUUCGGAAACACUGGCGAGCUCCGUAUCCCUGCUCAACAUACAGCACCCGGUACAUUUGUGAACUCUGCUGGUGCUAACGCAAACAAGCUCACCGCUGAAGCUACGGGAAGCAACCCGUUCCUGCGACAGCAGUAUACCGGUAUGCCUACGAUAUCAUAUGGUCAGCAGCAGAUGCCCGCGGCCACCGGACCUGUCGGCAUGAAUGGAUAUGGCGGAGCGGCCAACCCGUUCGCCGCACGACCGCAGCAACAAAACAACAACCAGGGACAAGACCUCAUCCAAUUCUAGACUUUUCUUUUGUGAAGGCACUUACGAUGCGGACCGCGCGCUCUUCAUCUGCAUUUCGCACUGCCUGCAUUCUUCUCAGAGUUGGGUGAUACCCCAUCCUGGUCCAAAUUUACCCGUUAGCGUUCUCUAGGCUCCUCCGCUCGACGCUAUGAUGGUGGAUAGUGGACGUAGAGUCGGCUGUUAGAGGGGUCCGUAUUUGAUCAGCAAGCAAAAUCUUAAGUAUUCCGAUUUUGUAUGGUAAUUCCCUGUGCUGACUCGUGUACUGUUCUUUUUUUCGGUGGAGGGAGGCUGGGUUGGGAUGGGAUU
Molecule: messenger RNA, 2199 nt
Organism: Annulohypoxylon truncatum
Lineage: Eukaryota; Fungi; Ascomycota; Sordariomycetes; Xylariales; Hypoxylaceae
Product: ENTH-domain-containing protein
Exons: 4
Coding region: 175-1893 (572 amino acids)
Biological process (GO): actin filament organization; endocytosis
Cellular component (GO): endosome; plasma membrane; clathrin vesicle coat
Molecular function (GO): phospholipid binding; clathrin binding
Source: RefSeq, a predicted model, not a curated record